This is a messenger RNA of Homarus americanus (American lobster), 720 nucleotides long. Its product is annotated as repetitive proline-rich cell wall protein 1-like. The transcript has 2 exons. The coding region runs from base 1 to 720 and encodes 239 amino acids. Lineage: Eukaryota; Metazoa; Arthropoda; Malacostraca; Decapoda; Nephropidae. The record is from RefSeq and is a predicted model, not a curated record.
AUGUGUCCUAGUAGCAUGUCUUUGAGACUAGAGGAGAAUAACUGUCCUCGUUCCACCUGUCCUCGCUCCACCUGUCCUCACCUGUCCUCGCUCAACUGCCUCGCUCCACCUGUCCUCGCUCCACCUGUCCUCCGCUCCUGUCCUCGCUCAACCUGUCCUCACUCAACCUGUCCUCGUUCAACUGUCCUCGCUCAACCUGUCCUCGCUCACCUGUCCUCGCUCCCUGUCCUCGCUCCACCUUGUCCUCCUCCACCUGUCCUCGCUCCACCUGUCCUCGCUCCACCUGUCCUCGCUCAACCUGUCCUCGCUCCACCUGUCCUCGCUCACCUGUCCUCCUCAACCUGUCCUCGCUCAACCUGUCCUCGCUCAACCUGUCCUCCGUUCAACCUGUCCUCGCUCCCUGUCUCCGCUCAACCUGUCCUCGCUCAACCUGUCCUCACUCAACCUGUCCUCGCUCCUGUCCUCGCUCAACCUGUCCUCGCUCAACCUGUCCUCGCUCAACCUGUCCUCGCUCAACCUGUCCUCGCUCAACCUGUCCUCGCUCAACCUGUCUCGCUCAACCUGUCUCGCUCAACCUGUCCUCCGCUCAACCUGUCCUCCGCUCCACCUGUCCUCGCUCCACCUGUCCUCGCUCAACCUGUCCUCGCUCAACCUGUCCUCGCUCAACCUGUCCUCGUUCAACCUGUCCUCGCUCAACCUGUCCUCGCUCGAUCCACAUGA